Spirodela intermedia is the source of this 2900-nucleotide messenger RNA. Lineage: Eukaryota; Viridiplantae; Streptophyta; Magnoliopsida; Alismatales; Araceae. The record is from the annotation of a GenBank genome assembly.
AUGAAAAAAGCUUAUGAUGCUGACGACAAGAACCAGUAUGACACAGCCUCUUGGUACGCUAUUCUUGAAGAAGCCGACCAGUUAGCUUGUUUGCAUGAAAAAUCUGGUCAUUUGUCAUCGUCUACUGCCAAAACGGAGGCAAUAAGAAUAUCCAAAGGUAUUAUUCUCUUCUCUCCUACUUUUCAAAAUUUUCCUUUCCCAUUUCGUGGCUCUUUGAAAUGGUUGACAAGAAAAAAAACUAUUUAAUUUGAUACUCUGGGCAGAUCUGAUUUGUUGCGUUCAGGCUUGAACUUUACAACCAUUAUUUUCGUUGUGGUAUCUCGUGAAAAUAGAACUUUUUUUUUUAAAACGGUGAGAAUAGGUUGGAAUUUCAGUCAGCCCUCAAAAUAAGUUUGAAUUUUACUGUAAACUUGUGUGUUGAUGUAUUGAAGGCUAGUUUUAGAGUUUGAGUCUAGGUUUUAGUGUAAAUUUAGGUUGUAGCAACCGAAGUCACCGCAAAAGAAUAAAUAAUUUUUAUUCAUGCUCACUUGUAAUUUACGAUGGAAUUUUUUAUCUUCAGUAAUAAUUUGUUCUCCCUUUCUUAUACGUUGUACUUUGAUUUUGAUCUAUGCAUUCAGGGCUUCCGAUGACGUAUGAUCAUUUCAUUCGUUGGUUUAUGUUUACACGAAUAGAUUUGGGUUUUUUAUAAAUUGACAAUCGACAGUGAUGUUAUAGGGGACAGAGGCAAGGCUAGGCCAAGGUUUUCUAUUCGCUUCCCUCCUCAGACAGAACCGACCUUACACACUGUUCUGAAAUUUGAAAUGAAGGAAUCAUCCGAGACUGAGUUGGCGCAUUCGGCGCAAGAAAUCCAACAUAAAUUUUCAGCAUCUUCAAUGACUGAACUUUUAGAGAAACUUACGAAAAAAGGCACAGCAUCACCCGAUGGUGCUCACUGGUCAGGGAGAUUGCCUCUUGGGAACGGCGAUGCAAGGUCUUCAUCAUCUACUGUUCUGGACGACUUGGAGAAAAACAAUCCAUUAGCGUGGCCUUCCGAGGUGGUUUGUGUGCUGUCCAUGCUCUAACAGCUUUUCAAAGUUUCUGCAAGCACUGUUCUAAAAUGUAUGGUUUAACUGAAUAGUUUGUGAGGAAAAGCAAAAGAAAGGGGAGAAAGACCCAAAAAAGAACAACCAGAAUUCAUGACACCACUAGAUCCUCCGACAAUGAAGAUGCACGGGAGCAAGUGGGUAGCAUAACAUCGAGUGCAGAUGAGGUAUUGCCAUAGUUACACUAGCUUGCUUUCUGAUUGUCUAUCAGUUUUAGCUAUUCAUGCCUGAAAAAAUCAACUGGUAAACUAGGGCAAUUGUGAGAAUCCGUUGAUCCCUGCGACAAGUGUUAAAGGCCAGACUAUGGCGGGUCUAUUUCAGGAAAUUUUCACCGUUUCUACUGCAGAUGUUGAAGGCCUUCCUCUUUCAACUAGAGCAGCGUGAGAACGUACCCUUGAAUUAAUAACUAUUUAGCUUGUAUUACUUGAUUACUCGAGGGGACAUUUCUAUGAAUAUAGAAAAAGCACCUCAUCUCAUCUUCUGGGUAUCAAUUCUGCAGUACUGGUUAUUAUGGGAGAUUGCAGCAAAUCAUGCAGAGAGACAAGGACAGGCAUAUGAAAUUCGUGAAGCAAUUGCACAGUAGUUAGUAACCUAAUCAAAAUCUCGUUCCCAUAUGUUGUUUUUCUGAGAAAAAUUUAUAACCUCACUUUAUGAAGAUAAAUCUAUCUAGUGUCUAUGACUUUUGUCAUGAUCGUCUGCAUGUGACGUCGUUGCAGAUCAAUCAAGAGGCAUUAAUGUGAAGAUCUUGUCUAGGGUUUUGGACGCAAAAUCAAUUGUCUGUCGCUGUCUAUUUUGUGGAAAAAUCACAGAAUGCAUUGAGGUGAGGGUGAUUAUUGCGGUCUCUUAGUUUUGACUAGCAUUCUUUGCAUCGUAAUAUUCUGACAAGAUUGUGCUUACGAUGGUCUGUCUUCGAAAAUGUUUCUUUACAAAGAAGGUUUGCGGAUUCAACUUUCUAUCUGCAAUGCAGACUUGGUUAGAUGCCCUAUAAUGCUAUGCCCUAAGGGAACUUAGCAGUCGAAAUGUCAAUAAUUUUGAAGAAAAUGGUAACUAAUUAAUGCAUGUUAAGGUUAUAUAUUUUUUCUUCAUGGCAGAGCUCCCAAACCGGAAACAACCGGCAGAUGCCUGAGGAAAUCGGAGAAACAACAGAGAGGAUAAUUAUUUUCAGUUCAAAGAUAUGCGGAAACGUGGAGCUAGAAGUAGGAAAUCUUAUAUGUAUUUACCCACCAUGGUGAGUUCGUAUGUGCUUGCUCCUGAACUUCAUCUCUAAGUGACGUAUUUCUUUGUGAUUGACUUGCAAUUACUUUUCUAUAGACUGGUUAUUUUCAGUAUGCGGUCAUUCCUUGUGAGAAAGUUGCUAAACAUUCUGCAGAUUGCAAGCCAUUAUUUAAGCGUGGUUAGAAAAUGGAAUGUGUGGAAUCUAUUUGGAGAGAAUUUUCCAUAUUAUUUAACUUUUUGUUAAACCUUAGAACGAAAUAAGCUUCUUUUGGAAAAAAAAUCUAAAACCUUUGCGAGAGAAAGAACCAUAACGUAGGAAACACCUAUAACUGAAGAAAUCAUUCAAACUCCAACACGAAAUAUUUUCUACAUGCAAACUGUGAUCUGCAGGCAGAUGCUUUUUCACUUGAGCUUUCGGUUAUCUUAGAGCUUCCCCUCUAGUAUUUGAUCUUACCGUAGUUGAUCUUGUUAUUUGCCUGAAUUGGGUGUUUGGCUAAUAGCGCCCCUAAACUACCCAUUUUUGUGGAUUACAGGAAGGAGGUACAAAUCAGGGAAGAUGACAUCAUUAUUCUGUGUACAUAUUUCUCCCAAAUUGUGCGCUGA